ACUCUCUUCCAGGUUCAAGAUUAUUGCAAGCCAAUAUUUUGCUUUUUCGGCUAGUCUUGUGCUGCAGACCCUGUUUACAGCUGCAAAUCAGCUGCAACUUGCGUUCAAUCGCAAGCCGUUUUCUUGCAACGCAAAUUGGCGAUUGAUUGCUAGUUGCAGUUGAUCGGAAUCGGCUGCAAAGUUGCAGUCGAUUUGCAAUCAAUCGCAACGUAACUUUCUUGCAACACCCCAUUAGUCUGAGUUUUCGCCUUAUUGUUGCCAUAUCAUAGGUUAAAAAGUACACUGGAACAUGGCAGAUGAAUCUGGAGAUAAGAAUGCAGAAAAUAACAAAAAUUCUUCAUUGCAUGGAACCCGUAUCACUCCACAGCUCCUGAAGGCACAGAGCGGAGAGUUUGAGGUGGAUAGUAUAUUUAGCCUCAACCUCAGACAACAAGAUGUUGAUGAUCUUGGAGCUAUUGGAUCAUGUUCAUGCCUUCAGCGACUGGACAUAAGUAGGAAUGAUUUAACAAGUCUAAAGACCCUGACUCCUCUUAAACAACUAGUCUAUUUAAAUGUAGCUGCCAACAGAAUAUCAAGUCUUGAGCCUUUGAAGGAGAUGGAGAAUUUACGAAGUUUAAAUGCUGCUGGGAAUCUCAUUUCAAGUUUUGAAUCAGUGUAUGCCCUAUCAAAUCUGCUGAACCUUGAAGACAUGCGAUUCCAGGACACCUUGCAAGAAUGGAGCAAUCCCAUCUGUAACAGCACAACCUAUAGGUCAACAAUGAUGUCUCACUUCUGCCACUUGAAAGCUUUGGAUGGAGAGAGAUUGUGUGGGAAAGGAAGUGAAGUCUUUACAGCUCUCAGACAGCUCGAUAGAGAAUUAGCAAAGUGUGAUGAACAUUCAGGAGAUCAUGUGAAGAAAAAAUCCUCAGGUUCUUGGAUGGAGAAAGGAUUCAGGGAUACGUGCCCUGAGCAGAAGAAAGAGAUUGAUGAUACCGAGAAAUUGAUCAAAGAAAUGCUUCUUGACUGCAGGACGUUGAGCAAUGUGGCACUUCAUAAAAUACAGCAGACGUGACAGGAUGAGAAAUGAUUCUCAGCCCUAAACAGGACAGGACAAUCAGGAGCUCUAGAUGUACACGUAUCAUCCAUCGCCUCUCAACAUGUUAACGAAAUCAGACAGGAGUUGGAUGGCUUACAAGUGUGGAUCCAGUCUUUUAUGGGAUGUGAAUUUUUCAACAACAAACAUUGGCCCCCAAAAAGGUCAUCAAUCUAAAUGAAGGACAUUCCAUCGCCUGAAGAAAAGAGCAUCGCUCAUUUUACAGGGUGAGCCUGCACCUUCUGCCACCCCCCCCCCCCCCCCCUGGAUCCACGCCUGGCUUUCUAGACAAAUGCACAAAAAAAUUCAGUUUAUCCUAUCCCGAUGUUCCGAGACGGUUCACAGAUUAAGUUAGGAGAAGAACCAUAUUUUGUCAUGAUAUACAAUCACAGGGUAAGGUCCUGAUAAUGGAGAUGUUAUUAUCCUCAUUGUAGGUCCAAACAUUGUGAGGGCCUCGCACAGUUACUGACUCAAAUACUUCCCAAGGAGAGGAGGGUGUGAUUACAUUGUAUGUGCCCAAUGUUUUAGUGGACCACCAAAUCAGUUACUUUUAAACCAUUUUUGAAAUUAUCUUUAAGGGUUUCCAACCCAAAUAAAAAGUUUUUAGCAAAAAAAUAAAAAAAAUCAGACAAGUAGAUAAGUGAAAGUUUGAACAAAAUCAGACAAACAUUAAGAUAUUUAUUAAGAUUUUUUUUUUUUAGUUGUAAAAAUACCUUAUGGAGACUUUGAAUUCAUAGGUGAUGCCAUAGUGAUGUGAGGCAACGGCUACUCUUCCCAUUUAUUCCAGUACAUGAAAUGGCUAAGAUGACAUUUUCCCAAUACUUUUACUUCAAAUUAUAUUUUAAGUAUUAUGAGGACAUAAAACAAUAUUCUGCCUGUGUUAUAUUUUGAUUACUGCCCCAGGAGAAUUGGUACUAAAGAGAAAAUCACAAAUCCCUGAUAAUAAAGUAAAUACCAGUGGGAAAGUUGUCCUUAUCACUUGUCAUAAUUACUUAUCUAGCUGCCAAUUUCAAAUUUUAUCAUUCUUUAUAGGGAUCUCAAUUUUAAUACAGUCACAACUUUCUUACUGCUUGUACGAUUUCUUUAAAACUUUCACCAUUCUGUUUUACUUAUUUUUCUCCCCUCUCACACAACAUUUUAUGACCAAAGUUGGAUUCUCCUUUAACAAUAAUUGAAGAAAAUAAUGCCUUUAUUGUCUUGCUUUGUAGUAUUGUGCUUAGAAUCUGAGAAAAGAGGUGUAUCAAAGGAUUGGAUUAUAUUGACUUUACAGAUUGCUCUCAUACUAUCAUCCAUUGCCAGUCAGUCAAGUCAUAUUACUCUUUAUAAAUCCUUUAGUUGGGGUAGUGCAUUACCAAAUUUUUAAGAUGAUCAGUAAUUAAUGCUUUCAUAUUUGUAUUUUAAUUGUUUUAUUUCUACAGAAAUUAGUUUUUAAUAUACAUGUAGAUGACUUACAUGUAUUAUCAUGUACAAAUUAUAUAAUUACAUGAACUCCACUAAAGCCUUGUUUACUUUGAAUCAGAUUCAAUUUGAUUAAAUUGUUUUACUUCAUAAUAUCUGAAAUGUCCCCUCAUUGAAUUUUGAAUAUAUUAUCCUUUUAAUUACUUUUUAUAUGAUCAAAAUAUAUUUAUAUUUAAUUUAUUAAAAAAUGACUUUGGAAUAGUCUGUAUAUACAAGAUACUUAAUUUAUUGCAUAUUAUGAAGGGCAAGUGUAAUCAAUCAUGUUGUUGAUGAUUAUGUCAUUUAUUUUUGCAACAUGGUGAUUAUUGAAUGGCUCCCUCUUCAGUUAUAAUGCCUGUUAAGAAAAUAGUACAUUUCACUUCAUUGCAGUGUUUGCUGUGUAUUUGCGUAGAUGAUGUGUGUAUUUCAAGCAAUUUCUUAUCUUUCAAUAUUUAUUGAAUGAGCAAUGAUGAUUUGGUAUUAGGCCCUUUGUUCACAUGGAAAGAGACCGAGGUAGCUUGUAGAAUUAUGUUUUAUUACAACAAUUUUCCUGAAUUUUUUUUUUUUCAAACUCGAUCAUUGUUCCCUCCCAAGAAUUGUUAUCAGGAAAUUGGUUUUUAUAGAAGGCUGGUCUGGAACUUAAGGUUCAAUAUUUUUAUUUUUUUGGCAAGGCUAGAAAAGUACACUGUACAAGUUAUUUUGGACUUAACCUUUGGCUUACGGGAUUGUAGAUUGACAAGUUUGGGUAAAAUCAUGCUUAUGUAGAAGAUUUUUUGUAAUAGAUUUUUCAGAUUGCAUGUUGGUUUCAGAGAUGUGAACGCAACUUGUUUGUCUUAUGUACAGCUUUCAGGGAAAUCCUUGCUUUGAUUCACCUAGAAAUGUUGUUAUGGUUAACAUCAAUGAGUAGAAACUUAUUGUUUAUUACAAACUAUAGGAAAUAAUGCCGUCAUAAUUAUUUGUUGUAAUGUUUGUUGAUUGAAUCUUUUUUUUUUUAACUCCAGGUCUACUAUCAGCAAUCAGCAUUUGAGUUAAUAAUAGCUUGGUUGUAAGAGUUUGUUAAUUUCAUGAUUGAAUUUUUUUCAGAAUGAUGCAAAUUUAAUAAAAUCUUUGUUUCAUAUUAUUCUUAGAUUUGGUGCAGAAGUUGGUUACUAGGAUGCAAUUUUAAAAUUUCAGUCAUCCUUUGAUAAUCAUGAUUUUCCUUGGAUUACUAUUUUCUUUUUGCAGUCUUUUGAAAAUGUGUGUUUAAACAUGAUUAAUGAUGUGCUUAUUUUUUAGUUUGAUUCAACAUUCCAUUCAAUAUGAAAGUGAGUAUGUUAUAUGUUUAUUUGUUAUAUGUUAUGAAAAUCUUGCCUUCAAGAUGAAAUAGCCUUUCCCUUGUUUGUUGGACAAUCUAAAUGUCUCAUUCCAGUGAUUAAAAAAAAUGAUAUUGUGAUUUUUGUGUCUGAAAUCAAAUGCAUUUUAAAAAUAAAUUUGUUAUAUUUUCCAUGUGAA
Messenger RNA from Lytechinus pictus (painted urchin), 4000 nucleotides. Its product is annotated as leucine-rich repeat-containing protein 61-like. The transcript is spliced from 7 exons. NCBI's taxonomy places the organism in Eukaryota, Metazoa, Echinodermata, Echinoidea, Temnopleuroida, Toxopneustidae. Gene Ontology annotation, molecular function: protein binding. The record is from RefSeq and is a predicted model, not a curated record. The coding region runs from base 290 to 1051 and encodes 253 amino acids.